This is a messenger RNA of Odontomachus brunneus, 2557 nucleotides long. RefSeq names its product peptidyl-prolyl cis-trans isomerase G-like. Gene Ontology annotation, molecular function: DNA binding. The transcript is spliced from 8 exons. Lineage: Eukaryota; Metazoa; Arthropoda; Insecta; Hymenoptera; Formicidae. The record is from RefSeq and is a predicted model, not a curated record. Gene Ontology annotation, biological process: nucleosome assembly. The coding region runs from base 1280 to 2221 and encodes 313 amino acids. Gene Ontology annotation, cellular component: nucleosome.
CUCCGUUCAGUUCGCGGCAACGUACGUCGGAGAGCGAACGAACCGCGAUGCGCGCAAACAGCCGCUCGUACACACGUAAAUAUGGAGCUUUGAAAGAGAGGCAUCAUCCGCUACGCGUCGUCUAAGCAACGGACCUGAAUAAUCAGCGCCGUUUGUGCACGGCGAACGGCGGGAUUUUGUAAGGGGAUGCUGAGGCGGAUGACGAAAAUGUUGAUAACGUAGAGACGAUCGUCGCUAAUGCAAUCACACUGUCUUUUUCGUAUUUUUUGUAUAUACAGAACUUACGUAAAGGCAAAUAUUCGUGGAAUGUUUUGUUCUAUGUGGAGCGUCCCGGGAUAAGAUUUGGAGAUACUUUUCGGUAGGACCCGGCACGUGCUUCUAUGAAAUAAUGCAUAAGGUGACGCUUUGUGUGUUGCACGCUACCUUACCUACACCCGUUAUAAUGCAAAUACGGAAUAAAUUGCGGCAUGUGCGCACAACGUAUCCCUGUCAGAGGCGGAGAAUGGGUAAGUCACACGAUGUUUAACCAACACACGAGAUGCGCGUAUGGGGGAGCGCGAUGGGGGUAACGGCGUUCCUUAAAGUUUAACUCGUAAUUCGAGACCACGGCAGCGUGAAAAUCCGACACGCUGACGCAUCCCCGACGUACCCCCCGUUACAAAGCCGCGCUGAGUCGCGCUAAGACAAUGUCAAUUUUCCGUGCUGUAGAAACGCGUGGCAGAGCAGCGCACCUCAGCGUCGAUUGUUCUACGCAGACAGACCCGGAAAGAUUGUUUCUAUCUGUGAAAUCUGCACAGUAUCAUUGACAAGCUUAACACUUCAAAAAAUAGAUAAAAGAAACGAAAUCGUAUGGAUUACCUAUUGACAGAAUAAAACCCGCGUUUAGGGUUCCAGGGUUAAGAAAAGAAAUAUGGCUAAAAGUCCGGCGCGAACUUUUGAAGCCUCAAACACCUCAAUUUCCAACUGUUCUCGGAUCCUUUCGAUAGGGCCUCGUGAAGUUAACGAGGAUGAAUGACGCUGAGAUGUCAAAUCAGGAGAAAAAAGAACAUCGCGUCGAACAGACGAAGAGUAUCGCGCGGAGACAAACGGACGUCUCAGCGACAACUUCCGUGCGAAUGACGAGAUGCUCCGACGAAAUUCGUAGUGCUCGCUGAGAGGCAGCCCGCAUCCGCGACGGGUUUAUCAGGAUCAUUCGUCGAGACCACAAUCGAAUGUUUUUCGGUCUUCAAACAUUCGUCAGGUCUAAUUCCGCCGAAUCGAAAAUCGCGAGACCACGAGAAUGACCCGAAUUCAACCGUCGAAACCGCGACUUAUGGCCCGCGUGUUGGACGCGGUGAUGAGUAUCGGCGACAACAGGGGUUCAUCAGCUCACGAGGUCCUCAGUUUUAUCCGGCAAGGCAACGCGUCGUUGAAGAAUCUGACGCUGCAGGUACGUCGAGCGUUAAAACACGCGGUGAACGCCGGGCUUUUAAGGCACAGGAGCGGACGUUACAAGAUACUGGCCACUCUGAAUCCCACUCCUGCUCCUGUCUCAGUCGCGAAGGAGUCGAUUAACAAUGAUCAAAAGAACGAAAAGAAAACACCGAGGUCCGAUAUACAAGCAACAUCGAUAGACAAAACGAGAUCCUCCCGUCGAGCGCGCACAAAAGUAAACACUUCACGGAGACAAAUUGGCAAACACAGCGAUAACGCGAGGAAAAAAACUCAACGUUCAUCGCGUAUUAAACGAACUAGUGGGAGCACUCUGGAUCGCAAGCCACAAAAGCGUGCUCACGAGGAGGAGGAGUUCGAGGAUCAGUCGUCCGGACGAUACGUCUUGCAUGGUAGGGACGAAUCGUCAGAGCCGUUCAAUCGCAAAAGAAAACGCCCGAGAGUAUUCAAGCAAGAGUCCGAGUCCUCCGACUACUCCGACGGAAGCGAUCGCGAAAGUGAUGUGGACCGGAAGCACGUUUUUCGAGCGAGCACGUCGUCGUCGUCGCGUCGUCGGGAACCCAAACGGAAAGAGGCGCGCGCCAGAUCGAGGGGCAGGUCGACGUCGCGAGCUCGUAGCGCGCAAUGUGUGCGGCAGCAGCCGAUCGAGGAAGUAGAAAACGACAGACACCGGUGCGACGAGAAUCACGGGCUGGCGAAGCGCGACUCGGAGCGUCAAGAAUCGAGCGAGGACGCCGAAGACCGCCAGCCGAGCGGCGCCAAUGACGGUAACAGCUUGGAGAACUCGUGAUGCUGAUUACCCUUAUUAUGUUGCUGCUUGGUCUAUCCUUAGGUCGGGAACACACAGAGAAAUGUAAGCAGCAAAACUCAAGUAGUAAGCCGAUCGACCAGCCACAGUCGAUGAUUCUUCUUACGGCUCGAGAAUAGUCGAUUGGUCAACUUUCCUACCUGCUUUUAGGCCUCACUACUUACGUUUCUCUGUGUGUAUCCGAGCCCUUACUCUCCAACUAACGCGACAUUAUCUUCUAUUAUUUCUCUGGUGUCUGUAUAUCAGCGUAUCUAUUGUCUUCUACCUCCUUGUGAAUACCUUUGAGUAAUAAAUUGUGUAGCGUUUUGGUAGCGCAAA